AUGUCCGAAUCGGAAAUUGCAGAAAAGCACAUUCUGACAGAAAACAUCGCGAAUAAAUAUUUCGGACGUGAUGACUUCCAGUUCGGCGUGUUAACAUUCUUCGCCAAAUUGCAUACCGUGGACACCUGCGGUAGUAAUGGCCUGCCACUAACGCCCAACUCGAUUACAAUUUACGGCAAAGCACAAAUUUUCAAAUCAUUGGUGCAUUCAAAUCUCUGCCAAUAUUUGGACAUUAUAAGAGGAAAACAUGAAAGACUUUUGGUGGUCUCUCAAUAUUGUGGCACCCCAUUACUUGAAACCCUUUCAAGUAUUCAUUCAGAUGAGAUAUGCCGCAUUGCCUAUCAAAUAAUCAAAGGUUUGGAUGUGUUACACAAUAAUAAUCUUACCCAUCAAACUUUGUGCUCAGAAAAUGUGCUGUUGCAAAAAGAUGGCAGCGUCAAGUUGUUCAAUUAUGCUCUUUACUCCAUGACUGGAUAUGGCCAACUGGUUUCAUUUCCACUGGUACAAACUGCAUAUUCUGCCCCAGAAGUGUAUUUGAAUAAGAAUCAACCCACAAAAUUCCCAAUGUCAACCGACAUCUGGUCCCUGGGCAUCAUUUUGGUGGAGCUGGUGCUGAAGCAACCACUCUGGGAGAGUUUGAAGAUUGGUCAAAAGAUUCGCAAAAUUCUCAGCCUGCUGCAAUGCGAAGGCCGUAUCUUUGAACGCAUCGCACGAGAACACAAAUGCUACGAAAUAUUCAUGGCAUUGGAUCCCGAUUGGAAAGCGCUUAUUGAAAGCUGUCUAGCCGUCACACCCAGCAGGCGAAUUACCACGCAAAGACUUCUCGAAAACAAAUUAUUUGCACAUCUUCAUGUGCACAACAGCGGCGAGCAAAAGAAGCGCGACAUUCCAAAGUACGAAGCAUUCACCAUCAAAGAAUUCUACCAUUGGUGGAGACUCGCUGGCGGUGACGUGAUCGCUGAAUUAAAGAAACAAGGCCUCAUACGGACAGGCCCACCAAUUCUAUCAUUGCCCAGCCUGGCGCUGAUCGACGGCACGUGUUUUGGCCAGGAGAAGAACCCCAACACGCUGUAUGACCAACGAGUGGUGAUGAUGCCAGUGACGGCGCUACACGAGCGUCUCGGUCAUCUCAAAUAUCAUCACUUCCAUCCACUGGUACAUUGUGCAUCCGCAAUCAUCGACAGAUUUGAUUCAUCGCUCAACUACGAUGCAAGCGGACUUCCACUGUGCAUUAAAGAGAAGGAUCCCGAGUACCAAUUCCACCGCAUUAUACUCUUCAGGCGUUUGUUGUACGGUUAUCCGUUUACGCGAGAUUUGAUCGUUAGGCAGGCAAGAUUCGAUAUUCCGCCGCAACUUCGCGGUGAAAUUUGGGCUGCACUGCUCAAUGUGAGCGGCGAUCGCGAUCGCACAGAGUUAUUGUUUCAGCUCAUUGAUAAAGAGACCCAAACACCUACCGAUCGUCAAAUUGAGGUGGACAUUCCACGUUGUCAUCAGUACAAUGAGCUGCUUUCCUCUGCCGACGGGCAUCGCAAACUGAAGCGUAUACUGAAGGCGUGGGUGCAAAAAAACACAAAGUAUGUGUAUUGGCAGGGUUUAGAUUCGCUCACGGCGCCAUUUCUCUUAUUGCAUUUUAACGAUGAGGCCAGGGCGUUUGCGUGCCUCUCUGCUUUUGUGCCCAAGUAUCUGCACCAAUUCUUUUUGAAGGAUAACUCGGCGGUUAUUCAAGAAUACCUCGCCCGUUUCUCACAACUGAUUGCAUUCCAUGAUCCACCACUUGCGAACCAUCUACACGAGAUUAACUUUGUCCCUGAACUGUUUGCAAUUCCAUGGUUCCUCACCAUGUUCUCGCAUGUAUUUCCUUUACAUAAGAUCCUGCAUCUUUGGGAUAAACUCCUCUUGGGCGACUCCGCAUUUCCUCUGCACAUUGGACUCUCGGUAUUGACGCAAUUGCGCUCGCGCCUCAUGUCGAGCGGCUUCAACGAAUGCAUCCUACUCUUUUCCGACCUACCCGAGGUGGAUAUUGAAAACUGCGUGAAGAAUUCAAUGCUUACAUUCGAAACAACGCCAAAGAGCGUCACGCGCCGUCUGCAUGACAAUGAAAGCGGGCAGGAAAUCACCCCCGAAGCAUUGGAAGACUGUCGACGGCAGAAUAAAGCACGCUAUCCGCGAAUCUCACCGCAGGAUGUCGAGCAUUUAGUGCGUAACUUUCCCAGCCAGCUGCUUGCAAUCGAUAUACGAAAUCCUACGCAAUUUGCACGCCGCGCCAUCGUCGAUAGUUUGAAUAUUCCAAUUUCGAGCGUCAAAUUCGGUGAGCAGAGUCUUGAAGGGCUGGGCCCAGUUGGGACUUUCCUCGCUACCAGCGACGAUAAAUUUGUCGUAGUCAUUGGUGACGAGGAUACCGACACUGAAAUGUUUCCGCGUCUGUUGCUCGACUGCAAGGUACCAAAGGUAUGCGUUUUACAAGGCGGAUUCGACGCAUUGCAAACCUACGCAUCGAAUAAUGCAAUUUUUACGAGCAGUUAAUAAUAAUAUAAUUCAAACUAUAUCCAAUUUAAUUUACAAGUUUCGAAAUGUUCAAAUACCUGUUUAGCCAGACACUAUUUUCAAUGGUUAUUGCGAUUGUUUACGUCUAUGGUAUUCUUUAUAAAUCGAUUCGAUAAUUAAUUAUUAAUUAAAUUAAUUGUUAAAGUUG
Molecule: messenger RNA, 2692 nt
Organism: Dalotia coriaria
Lineage: Eukaryota; Metazoa; Arthropoda; Insecta; Coleoptera; Staphylinidae
Product: TBC domain-containing protein kinase-like protein
Exons: 5
Coding region: 1-2523 (840 amino acids)
Biological process (GO): activation of GTPase activity; protein phosphorylation
Molecular function (GO): protein kinase activity; GTPase activator activity; ATP binding
Source: RefSeq, a predicted model, not a curated record